Molecule: messenger RNA, 3571 nt
Organism: Sebastes umbrosus (honeycomb rockfish)
Lineage: Eukaryota; Metazoa; Chordata; Actinopteri; Perciformes; Sebastidae
Gene: eif4ba
Product: eukaryotic translation initiation factor 4Ba
Exons: 16
Coding region: 324-2489 (721 amino acids)
Molecular function (GO): RNA binding
Source: RefSeq, a predicted model, not a curated record
ACCCUAGUACUGCUAAAAGUUAACAGCUUUUAGCAUGCUGAUGUCACGUUAAGAAAGCGAUUAAGCAUGUCAGUACGUUGUUUUGGAGGGUACAAGGCAACAAUGUAAACAAUGACAUGGCAUUAUGUAGUGGUAAAGUAGUUGUUAGCCAUGUGUGUUGCUCUUUAUGUGUAUAUUAUGCAGCUCCUUAGCAUGCUGAUGUCACGUUAAGAAAGCCAUUAAGCAUGUCAGUAUGUUGUUUUGGGGGGUUUUAGAGGGUACAAGGCCAGUUGUAAACAAUGACAUAGCAUUAUGUAGUGGUAAAGUAGUUGUUGUUGCUCUGUAUGUGUAGCAGGUUUUGUAAUGUGUGUAAAGAAUGUCCUGACAGCUGGGAUUUUCACAAUAAAGCUCACAGCCCAGCUUUGUCGUCGCUCCCCUUUUUCUCUGCCUCAGACCAAAACAAACCAGACCUACUCUGUCACGAAGCUAAGAAGAAGAAUAAGAAGGGGAAGACCCUCACUCUGACUGACUUCCUGGCAGAGGACAAGGGAGGCAGCAGCAACGCACCCCCCAGCUACCCAGCCAAGUCCACUAGCUGGGCCGACGAGACUGAUGACCUGGACGGAGAUGUCACGACCUCGUGGCACACUGAUGAGGAUUCAUACCGGGCACCGGCCAUUGACCGGUCCGUCCUGCCCACAGCACCUCGCUCAGCUCGUGAACCCAAUGUCGACCGGUCCCGACUGCCCCGCAGCCCGCCUUACACGGCCUUCCUGGGCAACCUACCCUAUGAUGUCACGGAGGACUCGAUCAAAGACUUCUUCCGCGGCUUGGCAAUCAGUGCAGUGCGUCUGCCUCGAGAGCCCAGUAACCCAGAGAGGCUGAAGGGCUUUGGCUAUGCUGAAUUUGAUGAUGUGGACUCUCUCCUGAGGGCCCUGAGUCUCAAUGAGGAGAACCUGGGAAACCGAAGGAUCCGUGUAGAUAUUGCAGACCAGUCUAAUGAUAAAGAGAGAGACAACGGAUCUAUGGGAGGCAGAGACAGGGGUGGACGGAUGUCGGACUUGGGGCCUGACAAGACGGACACUGACUGGAGGGCUCGGCCCAGUUCAGAUGCCGACGAUGGACCUCCCAAGAGAGAUGAUGCCUUUGGAGAGAGACCACGGGGGGACCGCUAUGAGUCGGAUCGUUUCAGAGAUGGAGCACGGCAGGGCAAUGACCGCUAUGAUGGAGGAAGAGACCGCUUCAGGGAUCGCUAUGACGACAGGGACCGUAGAGACUACGAUAGAGGAGGUUUUGACUCUCGUGGUGGUAGUGGAGGAGGUCGUCGUGCCUUUGGCAGUGGCUUCCGUCGCGAUUACGAUGACAAUCGGGGCAGCAGUGAUCGUUAUGGGGGUGACCGGGACCGGGAUCGUUACGGGGGUGACCGUGGUGGGGAACGUGGUGGGGAACGUGAGGACCGGUACGAGAGAAGGGAUGAGAGGCGCGAGGAACGUGGUGGCGGCGGCGGCGGCCCCGGAGAAGGUGAGGCUGGUGGGCAGAGACCCAAGUUGAACCUUAAGCCCCGUAGCGUGCCUAAGGAGGAGGAAGGUAGCGGUGGCGGCGGCGGUGGUGGUGGUGGCGGCGGUAGUGGUGGCGGCAGCAGCAGUGGUGGUGUCUCCCCAGCUGCAGCUCCGAGCUCCGGCAGCAGGACCUCAUCCAUCUUUGGUGCGGCCAAGCCGGUUGACACAGCAGCCAAGGAGAGGGAGGUAGAGGAGAGGCUCAAGAAAGAGGAAGAGAGGCUGCAGAGGCAGCUGGAGGAGGACAAAGGCCGCGGCGGAUCUGACCGAAAGAUACGAGACAGGGAUCCAAGCUGGCGCACUGAAGAAUCUCAUCCUCAGCGAUCUCGCACAGGAAGUGAGUCUUCACAGCAAGGAAGUACUUCUGGAAGAGGCUCCCGGUGUCGAGAUAACGAGCGCUCCGGGGAGAAUGAGGUUUUCAGUGGGAGAGAAGGCGAGCCCUCCUCCCCCGGGACCUCACCGCUGCCCCCCUCUACCAUCUGCUCCAAGGAGCCGCUGAAGGUGAUGCCUGCUCCUCCUCCAAAGGAGAACGCCUGGGCCAAGAGAAGUGCAGCCAGCACAAGCUCUAACGAGGGUGAUGGACGACCUCCAGUCUCUCCUGUCUCCCCAGGUGGUUCAGCUCCUCCCAAACUCAGCUCCCCGAGUUCUGCGGAUGAAAUAGAAUCUGGAAAAGAUGAGAACAAGGCUGACGGUGUGCGCCGGGACCGGGGGCCCCCGCGGGCACGAGGGGGUCCUGCAGGGCCUGGAGCAGGGCGGGGCCGAGGAGAGGGGCCCAACAGAGACCGAAGAAAGGAGGCCGACAGAAAGGAUAACAGAAGAGACCGAGACUCCAGACCACCCCCAGAGCCAAAGAAAUUCGGAGAGCCCCCAACCCCCAAGUUCAGCUCAGCCAGUAAGUACGCCGCUUUGCUAAUGGACGGAGACCAAGGAGACGACGCAGAGGACGUAGAAUAGAGAGAAAAUAACAAGAGAAGGCCACGAAGGCGCAAGAAGAAGAAGAAGAGGAGGAAAACUACGACCGCAGAAAAAAUAAUCUCACAUAGCUUAUGAAAAAACUCCUCACAUGGAAGAGGCUCCUGGGGAGGACAUCACUCCCUCCUUCCUUUCCUCCUACAAAACCUGUCCUUUCCUUUCGAAACACCCGCCCUCCCAUCCUCCCUCCCUCCCCCCCCGGCCACACCUUCAGGACUAUUCAGCUUCUUAAGAAUAGUCGCAUACUGGACUUGUUUUAAAUGGGAAAAAAGGAGUAGCUGACACAUGGAAAAAGUGAUGGAUAACAUUGAAUUAAUUGUAAUAAAUAAACGGAAAAAGUGGGGAAAAAAUGAAUUUGUAUAUUUGUGGAUCACAGGUGUGGUGGAUGAUAUGACAGAAGAUGUAGUUUACUAAGUGGAACCUGUUUUUCAAUUUUUAUCAACUUUUGACUUAAUGACUUGCAUAAUUCCCAAAUUAAAUGCAUUACUAUUCAUUAAAAGCCCUUUUUUAUUCAUUAGUAAAUUAUUUGGUAUUAUUUUUAAAUCUUAAAUCAAAUUUAUUCCUGAAAAUUGGUCAAGAAUAUCCUGUCUUCCGAUACUAACAGUCGUGAAUGUUGAGACUGGUUACUAAUUUAAAAACAUUUAUCAUGUGUGCACCUUUCAGCAAAGCAUUGAUUGAAUUUGUUCCAAACUGAUUCCCAGUAUUGCAAGAGAGGACUGUGUGAUGGACUAAAGUAUUGCUGGUAUGUCGGAAGAAAAAACAGCCGCUGCAUGAUUCUCACUCAUAGAGAAUCAAUCAAGUGCCAUUACUAUUGUCCCCAAUCAUUGUACCAAUGUCUCUCUAUUUCUACACCUUCUGAUGAAAUAAUCAAAUCGAUUAAAGGCUCAUAAUGGUCGUUUCCAGCCGUCUUAAAGAUUCUCCACAGCUGUCUAAAUCAUUCACUCUUCCUGAAGGGAGGAAUACAAAUAUUUGGGGAAAGUCUGCCUAUAGCAGGAUGUGAGGAUUUCCAUGAGAUUACAUGAACCUGUCUUCCAAUUUGCAAUAAAUUGGGGUCAUUACGUGCA